GAAAAAAAAAGUUAAUGAAGAAUAUGAAUUAAAUAUACCUCCUCCAAAAAAUAAAGCAAGAGCAGUGGUAGAUCUUAAAAUGAUGAAAGAAGAAUUAAAACAAUUAGAAGAUCCUCCAUUGACUGUAUGGGAAAAAGAAAUAUGUUCAAAUAGAUUACCAUAUUCAUUUUUUGAUUGUCCCUGUGAAGAAUUAGCUCAAAGUUUAUUAGGAAAAAUAUUAGUUCGUUGUUUAGAAAAUGGAACUAUUUUAAAAGGUAGAAUUGUUGAAACAGAAGGAUAUUUAGGAGUAAUUGAUAAAGCAUCUCAUACAUAUCAAAAUAAAGUUACUCCUCGUAAUAUACCAAUGUAUAUGCCACCAGGAACUAUAUAUGUAUAUAUGACAUAUGGAAUGUAUCAUUGUUUCAACAUAUCUAGCCAAGAGUCAGGAGCACAUGUAUUAAUUAAAGCAGUUGAACCUAUGCUUGGCCUUGAUUAUAUGGAAUUACUAAGAAAUAUGCAAUCAGAAAAAAAUAAAAAAGAAAAGAAAAUUGUAAAAAAUGUCAGAAGCUUUAAAAGAUAUGAACUUUGUAACAGUCCAACCAAAAUUUGUACAGCUUUUGUUAUUGAUGAAGAUAGCUUCAAUCAAAAAAAGAUUUAUGAGUGUAGUGAUUUAUGGAUAGAAUGUGAUCCUCAUAUAAAGUCAACUACUAUUGUAGCAGCAAAUUCUGAUGAUUCAAAUAAUGAACAAAAAAUGUGGAGAUAUUAUGUAUUAGGAAGUGAAGGGUGUGCUGUUUUAAUAAGAGCUGUUGAACCUUUAGAAGGUAUUGAAUACAUGACUAAUCAACGAACUUCAAAGGGAUUAUCAAAUACAUCUAAAAAACUUUCAAAAGUUUUAAAAACAUAUGAGUUAUGUAAUGGCCCAUCAAAGUUAUGUAUAGCCUUCCAGCUUCAUAAAAAUCAUAGUAAAUAUUCUUUAUGCUCUUGGAAAAGUUUGUGGAUUGAAAAUGAUGAAAUAGAAGAAAUCAAUAUUGUUAAAUGUCGUCGAAUAGGUAUAGAUAACUAUGGAGAAGAAUGGACAAAUAAACCAUUACGAUAUUAUAUCUAUGGGAAUAAAGCUGUGAGUAAAAGAAAUAAAGAAGCAGAAUUACAUUUGGGAUUGCAUUAAAAAAUUAUUAUAAUCUAUUAUUUUGAACAUAUUUAAAUUAAUAUUUUUUAAUGUGAUUUAGUAUUUUAAAAAUUUAUAUUUUGAAUGUACACACUUAAUAAUAUACUCAAAAUUAAUUUUAAGUUAUAAAUAAUUAUAAUGCAUGUAUGAAAUAAAUAAUCUUUAAAUAUGAA
Apis florea (little honeybee) is the source of this 1317-nucleotide messenger RNA. RefSeq lists its product as uncharacterized. Gene Ontology annotation, molecular function: alkylbase DNA N-glycosylase activity; DNA binding. NCBI's taxonomy places the organism in Eukaryota, Metazoa, Arthropoda, Insecta, Hymenoptera, Apidae. Gene Ontology annotation, biological process: base-excision repair. The record is from RefSeq and is a predicted model, not a curated record.